Galeopterus variegatus (Sunda flying lemur) is the source of this 2966-nucleotide messenger RNA. RefSeq names its product Rho guanine nucleotide exchange factor (GEF) 10-like (gene ARHGEF10L). The record is from RefSeq and is a predicted model, not a curated record. Lineage: Eukaryota; Metazoa; Chordata; Mammalia; Dermoptera; Cynocephalidae. The annotation marks the transcript as partial. Gene Ontology annotation, biological process: positive regulation of stress fiber assembly; SREBP signaling pathway; actin cytoskeleton organization. Gene Ontology annotation, molecular function: guanyl-nucleotide exchange factor activity. The transcript is spliced from 24 exons. Gene Ontology annotation, cellular component: cytosol.
GAUCUCAGCUGGUUCCCGGAGCCCCAGGCCCCUCCCCGGAGGUGGAGGACGACCCUGGAGAGGCCUUUGAGUUUGACGACAGUGAUGAUGAAGAGGACACCAGCACAGGCGUGGGUGUCCCUAGCCUUGCUCCCGAGAGGGACACAGAUCCCCCACUGAUCGACUUUGACUCUGUUCCCAUCACUGACCCAGACCCGGUGGCUGCACUGCCCCAGACAGAGGUGCCAGCCGUGGUAAGCAAUGGGGAUGCUGUGUACGCAACUUUCUCUGGGGUCCGGCGCUCCAGCUGGAAGCGGAAGAGCUCCCGUCGCAUCGACCGGUUCACUUUCCCUGCCCUGGAGGAAGAUGUGAUUUAUGACGACGUCCCCUGCGAGAGCCUGGAUGCCCAUCAGCCUGGGGCAGAGAGGAACCUGCUGUACAAAGAUGUGCACCAGGACGGGGUGCCUCGGGAGGCGGAGGACCUAGGCUGGAGCUCCAGCGAAUUCGAGAGCUACAGUGAGGACUCCGGGGAGGAGGCCAAGCCGGAGGUGGAGCCUGCCAAGCACCGAGUGUCCUUCCAGCCCAAGCUUUCUCCAGACCUGACUAGGCUAAAGGAGAGAUACGCCAGGACUAAGAGAGACAUCUUGGCUUUAAGAGUUGGGGGGAGAGACAUGCAGGAGCUGAAGCACAAGUACGAUUGUAAGAUGACCCAGCUCAUGAAGGCCGCCAAGAGCGGGACCAAGGAUGGGCUAGAGAAGACAAGGAUGGCUGUCAUGCGCAAAGUCUCCUUUCUGCACAGAAAAGAUGUCCUCGGUGACUCAGAGGAAGAGGACAUGGGGCUCCUGGAGGUCAGUGUCACCGACAUUAAGCCUCCAGCCCCAGAACUGGGCCCCAUGCCAGACGGCCUGAGCCCUCAGCAGGUGGUCCGGAGGCACAUCCUGGGCUCCAUUGUGCAGAGCGAGGGCAGCUACGUGGAGUCUCUGAAGCGAAUACUCCAGGAUUACCGCAACCCCCUGGUAGAGAUGGAACCCAAAGUGCUGAGCGCCCGCAAGUGCCAGGUGGUGUUCUUCCGCGUGAAAGAGAUCCUGCACUGCCACUCCAUGUUCCAGAUUGCCCUGUCUUCCCGUGUGGCUGAAUGGGACUCCACUGAGAAGAUCGGAGACCUCUUCGUGGCCUCGUUCUCCAAGUCCAUGGUGCUCGACGUGUACAGCGACUAUGUGAACAACUUCACCAACGCCAUGUCCAUCAUCAAGAAGGCCUGUCUCACCAAGCCGGCGUUCCUCGAGUUCCUCAAGCGGCGGCAGGGGUGCAGCCCAGACCGCGUUACCCUCUAUGGGCUGAUGGUGAAGCCCAUCCAGAGGUUCCCGCAGUUCAUCCUCCUGCUUCAGGACAUGUUGAAGAACACCCCCAGGGGCCACCCCGACAGGCUCUCGCUGCAGCUGGCCCUCACGGAGCUGGAAACACUGGCCGAGAAGCUGAAUGAGCAGAAGCGGCUGGCCGACCAGGUGGCUGAGAUCCAGCAGCUGACCAAGAGCGUCAGUGACCGCAGCAGCCUCAAUAAGCUUUUGACCUCUGGCCAGCGGCAGCUGCUCCUGUGUGAGACGCUGACGGAGACCGUGUAUGGGGACCGUGGGCAGCUGAUCAAGUCCAAGGAGCGCAGGGUCUUCCUGCUCAAUGACAUACUGGUCUGUGCCAACAUCAACUUCAAGACUGCCAACCACAGGGGCCAGCUGGAGAUCAGCAGUCUGGUGCCCCUGGGGCCCAAGUACGUGGUGAAGUGGAACACGGCACUGCCCCAGGUGCAGGUGGUGGAGGUGGGCCAGGACGGUGGCGCCUAUGACAAGGACAACGUGCUCAUCCAGCAUGCUGGAGCCAAGAAGGCCUCGGCCACGGGGCAGGCCCAGAAUAAGGUGUACCUCGGCCCCCCACGCCUCUUCCAGGAGCUGCAGGACCUGCAGAAGGACCUGGCCGUAGUAGAGCAGAUAACGCUCCUCAUCAGCACGCUGCAUGGCACCUACCAGAACCUGAACAUGACCGUGGCUCAAGACUGGUGCCUGGCCCUGCAGAGGCUGAUGCGAGUGAAGGAGGAGGAGAUCCACUCCGCCAACAAAUGCCGCCUCAGGCUGCUGCUUCCUGGGAAACCCGACAAGUCCGGCCGCCCCAUCAGCUUCAUGGUGGUCUUCAUCACCCCCAACCCCCUGAGCAAGAUUUCCUGGGUCAACAGGUUGCAUUUGGCCAAAAUCGGACUCCGGGAGGAGAACCAGCCGGGCUGGCUGUGUCUGGAUGAGGACAAGAAGAGCAAAGCCCCAUUCUGGUGCCCGAUCCUUGCCUGCUGCAUCCCUGCCUUCUCCUCCCGGGCCCUCAGCCUGCAGCUUGGGGCCCUGGUCCACAGUCCUGUCAACUGUCCCCUGCUGGGCUUCUCAGCCGUCAGCACCUCCCUUCCACAGGGCUACCUCUGGGUCGGGGGCGGGCAGGAGGGCGCAGGGGGCCAGGUGGAAAUCUUCUCUCUGAACCGGCCCUCGCCCCGCACUGUCAAGUCCUUCCCGCUGGCGGCCCCCGUGCUCUGCAUGGAGUACAUUCCAGAACCAGAGGAGGAGGCGGAGAGUGGAGAAGGGAGCCGGCCAGCCGCUGACCCCUCGACUACUGUGCAUCCCACCAUCUGCCUUGGCCUCCAGGAUGGCAGCAUCCUGCUCUACGGCAGUGUGGACACCGGCACCCAGUGCCUGGCCACCUGCAGAAGCCCAGGCCUGCAGCCUGUGCUCUGCCUGCGGCACAGCCCCUUCCAUCUGUGUGCUGGCCUGCAGGACGGGACCCUCGCCGCCUACCCUCGGACCAGUGGAGGAGUCCUGUGGGACCUGGAGAGCCCUCCUAUGUGUGUGACUGUGGGGCCGGGUCCUGUCCGCACUCUGCUGAGCCUGGAAGAUGCCGUGUGGGCCAGUUGUGGGCCCCUUGUCACCGUCCUGGACGCCACCACCUUGCAGACUCAG